Messenger RNA from Trichobilharzia szidati, 2952 nucleotides. NCBI's taxonomy places the organism in Eukaryota, Metazoa, Platyhelminthes, Trematoda, Strigeidida, Schistosomatidae. The record is from the annotation of a GenBank genome assembly.
AAACAAUGAAAUAUUCAAUCGUGAUUCAGGUAACCAACAGUUUUUAAGAACCAAAAAGAACAUGCUGGCACAAAUGAAAAUUAAUUUCAUCACAACAAUGGUGCUCUAAAAUGACUUAUUUUAUAAAAAUACAAACAUUUUCCGGUGUAUUUGUAUGAUUCAGAUCAAACAAAAGGAUUAUGUUCAUUUAUGAACCUGUAAAUACCUCAAAUAACUUAAUAUAUUGUAGUGUCUACAUCUUGUCAAAUGUCAAAUCCAAAAGUUAUCAUAGUAAAUAGGCCUGACAACUCAAUGAACAAUGCUGAUGCUGAGAACGUAAACACCUGCAACAUGGUGCAAGCAGAAAUUAUAUUGACCAGACUGCGUAAUGCUAGAGAAUUAGAAACUGGUUCCCAAUUAAUAAUAGUUGAUUUGAGAGAAACGAGACUUUAUCAGUCAGGUCAUAUAUUCACUGCUCGUUCAGCGAACUGCUAUACAAAAACUAUGGCUAAACGAGCCAUACAAUCAUGGGAUGUAUGGUAUUCUGAAACACAUGGAUGUCCUGCACCACAUAACGAUUCUCCAGUCUCAUUUAUUUCUCAGAUCUCCCUUGUUAAACCAGCCAUUGUUGUUUACAAUCAACGUGGUAACUUUUCGUCUAAUUCAUCAACAAGAGAUAAAAAACUUCGCGCCGAAAUGCAUUUCAUUUGUGCCCUGAUAACUCGUGGUAAUCGAGUAUAUAUGAUUGAUGGUAGAAAUACUUGGAUAACACUUUGUUAUAAAACUCCAACUAGGUUACUUUUUUCCUAUUUCAACAUUCCCCGAGCAGCGAAUGGUUGAGGCAAAUGCUUUAAAAUGGCUCAAAUAUAUUUAUUCAUAGUGUGUUCAUCAAUUAUUUUUAAACAUUUAUAAAAAUGUUUGUCAAUUGAAAAGGUUCUUGAAAUGAACGAUGAAAAUCCAACUUUUGCCUACCUUUAAAAUGAAUUUGGAAGUUUAACUCAGUUUUAUGCACGAAUUUCAGUGGACAGCCAGUAAAGUGGAAUAGUUCAAAAGAUGUCAGAAGGCCUUAUUUAUAUUCCCUCUUCAUCUUCAUCUGAAACAUGUGGUUUUGAAGCUUUUAGAAAUCUGCGUGGAUCUUCUGAUUUCAUCGAUCGACAAUCACCACUUCUAAUCAAUUGUUUUCAUACUGAUGACAGUUCGUGUUCAGAAGCUGCAUCACCUGCUUCCUUAAGUGACAAUUCGGACCAUUCUUCGUGUGUUUCACGUGUGUUUAACAAUAAGCUUGUGAUUACACUGAACGAUAGCAGACAUGAUAUCUCGAAGUGUCAUCAUAACAAGGAAAACCCUACUCACGAUCAUUUUAUCCCGGGAGAAAUAUCCUGUCACAAUUUAAAUGGAUUUGAUUGUAGUGAGACAGAAAAAAUUAUUUCUUGUUUAAAGGACAGUACUGGUGACGAAACUCUAGUUGUACGUAUUAAACAAGCUCCAUUAAGAGCGUCGAUACCUCAAAAUAAUGACGACGUUCUUGGUGCAAGUAUUUCACAAAUUUUACCGUAUCUUUAUUUAGGCAAUGCACGUGAUUCACAAGAUGUUGACUUACUUCGACAGUUGAACGUUACUCACAUAAUCAAUGUGACAGAUACUCUCCCUAUGCCAUUUAAAAGGUUGAAUCGCAUACAGUAUCUUCAUAUACCGGCAUCGGAUACAACUGACCAAAAUUUGCGUCCGGCCUUUGACAGAGCUGUACAGUUUAUAGAAAAAGCAAGAAAGCAAAAUGGAAUUGUUCUUGUCCACUGUUUAGCCGGUGUGUCACGUUCAGUAGCUGUUGUCAUUGCUUAUCUUCUAUACAGUAAUCGGAUGCUGAAUGUUUACAAAGCAUUGGAAUAUGUACAAGCCCGUAGAUCUGUGGCUGGACCAAAUCUACACUUUAUGGGACAACUUCAAGCCUAUUAUGAAGAUCUUCACAGUCAUAAGUCAUCCAUAUUCUGUCAUCGAAGUAACUCCAAAUCAAAAGAUAAGCUGUCUACGCGCAAUAGUGCAGAGAACUUAACUUGUAAAUUACGUAAAAACAAACUGUUACGUAGCGUCAGUCUAUCGUCCAACUGGAAAAGCUCAAAACCGUGUACUCCAUCUGCGUUUCAUAGAAUUAGUACUUCAAGUAAAACCAGUACACCUCCAUUUAUUCCAUCCCCCAUGUCAUUGCAUGAAUUUAAUAAGAAUUCCAAUAAAUCUCUCAAUUCUACUUGGUCAGUCAGUACCACAACACGUACAAACCGCCGACAUCCUCUUUCCCGUCAUGAUUCACAUGAAUCUAAAUCAGGUUCAACCAGACUCAUAAAAACUCACGAUUAAUUUAAAAGUUGUGUCACCGAAACUUGUCGUCAAGUUUAAAGAAGUGUAAGUGAGAUGCAUAGCUUUUCAGUAAAAUUAUCUAAAAAUAAAUACCUGUAAAAAUUCUCGUGAUAUGUAUACAUAUAUAUGUAAACAAAGAAUUGUCAAAUCCUAGUGUUUCUGACUUAACUUCUGUUCAUAAAGUCCAGGUAUAUUUUAAUUCAGUAAUUGUAUUCUUCCCAUAUCAAAAUAUAUUUUGAUUUAUUUUGGAAGUGAUGCAGUGUCAUUCCGCUGAACACUCUUAUUGCUUAACUUUAAAAAGCUGAGUACUUUUCAAAUUCGAAUUCGAAUUUAUCAUUAGUGUACAAAUCUUUGGCACAACUGUCUAUAUUUCAGUUUUCAGCUGUUUUAGCCUAUUUUCCAAUUUAACCUGGACUUAUGUUUUCUUAUUUUUUAUUUACGGUUUUACAGAAUGUUUUGAAAAAAACUAAUUGUUUUGCUGAAGUAUAAGUACUUACUUUGGUUUGCACUGUAUUUAUUCAUAUUAUUUAUUAAAAAAAUAGAUUGUACCGGUUGUGUCUUAAAUUUCAUGGUUGUCAGGAUGAUUCAUCUCAUUGAUGGCUCCAUCCAGUUCAAUAGAAU